CCUCAGCAAAGUCCAUCAUCUUUGACGAUGGAGCAAUUGUCGCGACAGGCAAGAGGCAAGAGUAAUGGGGGAGGAGGGCUGCCUUCAGACGCUCUCAGGAGACGCUUGACGCACAUACCUGCUAAACAAGCUCUCCUGCUUCGCUUACCAAACGACAAGCUCAAGGCCGUCACGUUGCACCCGGGCAAGCUUGUCUCGCUUGGGAAAUUUGGCUCAUUUCGGGCCGACGACAUCAUCGGUCUGCCCUUUGGACUCACCUUCGAGAUCGGACCUGGACCAGUCGGUGCUUUACGCGUUGUGGUCAGCAGCAAUCUUGAUGAACUUGAGGAAACGAGUGCGACAAACGAGAAUAUCGACGAUGGCGCCAAUGCACAGGCCCUCACCUACUUAGACAUUCAGGCGCUGAAAGAAGCAGGCAUGGAAGGGAAGGACAUUGUGCAGAAGCAAAAGGAAGGCUCGACGUCGUUCGCCCAACGCACCGCGUGGUCGCAACAGAAAUACACCUUGAAGAAAGAGGCCAAGCAUUUGCGCCUAUUCACUCCGAUCCCUUCAACUCUGACAACGCUCGCAAAAUAUAACUUCGAAAAAGACUCUGAAAAGGUGCGGGGUCUGCGAUUUGACGCUCUGGCCCAUACAUUGAGCUUCGCUGGCAUCGCCCCUGGCGGUCGAUAUCUCGUCGUCGAUGGAGUGGGAGGACUGCUCGCAGGCGCCAUGCUAGAGCGAAUGGGGGGUGAGGGAAGGUUGUUGGCCCUGAACGAUGCCGACUCUCCACCCGCCUUUGACCUGCUCUCCCACUUCAACCUGCCUAGCCAGGUCGUAGACCCUGUCCUGAGAUCGCUGCAUUGGGCCUCGAUAGACGAGGGCUGGAGCCCUGCACACGGAACGCCGACGACAUCUUCCACAAUACCUCAGACUGCGAUGAGCGAGCCCAUAACAACUCCAACGGGUCGCCCAGCUACAGAUCGUGAUCGACAACGGAUGCGCAAAAGGCAAGCAGCCCUCAACGGUCUUCUCAAGCUUCGAGGAGACUUUUUAAGGGGAGAGUGGGAUGCCCUCGUCAUCUGCUGUGGCUACGAACCCACGUCGAUUGUUGAGCGCCUCUUACCCAAGCUCGCUGGCUCAGCGAACAUCGUCAUUCACUCGCCCUUCGUACAGCCACUCAUCGAGGCCCAUGCUCGCCUUCGCCUGCUACCCAACCUCAUCAACGUUAGCGUAUCGGAGCCAUGGCUGCGCAAAUAUCAGGUAUUACCAGGGCGAAUGCACCCGGAGAUGAUGACAAGUAGCACCGGGGGUGCCAUUCUGCACGCUGUGAGGGUAUACACCGAGGACGAGGCAAAAGAUCAGCGCCGAUCUAGUCUUUCCAAUCAAGAGACGGCUGCUGAAGAUGGGAGGAAGAGGAGGCGAGUUGAUGUGAUUGCUUGACACGACAUUUUUAGACAAACAUAUUGUACUCUCGAUAUCUCUUCCGAAAAGAAAACAACUUUAAAGACAUCUGUC
Molecule: messenger RNA, 1497 nt
Organism: Acaromyces ingoldii
Lineage: Eukaryota; Fungi; Basidiomycota; Exobasidiomycetes; Exobasidiales; Cryptobasidiaceae
Product: Gcd10p-domain-containing protein
Exons: 2
Coding region: 28-1422 (464 amino acids)
Biological process (GO): tRNA methylation
Cellular component (GO): tRNA (m1A) methyltransferase complex; nucleus
Source: RefSeq, a predicted model, not a curated record